Messenger RNA from Puntigrus tetrazona (Sumatra barb), 2650 nucleotides. RefSeq names its product kinesin light chain 4 (gene klc4). The record is from RefSeq and is a predicted model, not a curated record. The transcript is spliced from 17 exons. Gene Ontology annotation, cellular component: membrane-bounded organelle; cytoplasm; kinesin complex. Bases 159 to 2015 code for a protein of 618 amino acids. Gene Ontology annotation, biological process: microtubule-based movement. Gene Ontology annotation, molecular function: kinesin binding. Lineage: Eukaryota; Metazoa; Chordata; Actinopteri; Cypriniformes; Cyprinidae.
GCAGCCGCAGAAAGUGCGCAGUGCCGGUCCAGCUCUCGGUGCUGCUGACCUCUCCUAGUCCGCUUCUGGAUAUGAGAUGUGUUUUCUCUUAAUUUUGCCUUGAUUUAACACGGCGUUGGACAUUAGUGCAGUGGACGCAGCGGUGAUCGUAACAGAGCAUGUCCACCAUGGUUUACCCACAUGAGGAGAGACUAGAGAAGCUGACGCAGGAGGAGAUCAUCUCCAGCACUAAACUAGUGAUUCAAGGUCUGGAAGCUCUCAAAACCGAGCACAACUCCAUCCUGCAGAGUCUAGUGCAGACCAUCCAAUGCUUAAAGAAAGAUGAGGAGGCCAGUUUGGUUCAUGAAAAGUCCAACCUGCUGCGCAAGUCUGUGGAGAUGAUUGAGCUGGGCCUGGGUGAAGCACAGGUGAUGAUGGCCCUGUCCAACCACCUGAAUGCAGUGGAGUCAGAGAAGCAGAAGCUGCGUGCUCAGGUCCGACGGCUCUGUCAGGAGAACCAGUGGCUGAGAGAUGAGCUAGCCAACACCCAGCAGAAGCUCCAGAAGAGCGAACAGAGCGUCGCACAGCUGGAGGAGGAGAAGAAACAUCUGGAGUUCAUGAACCAGCUCAAGAAAUAUGAUGAUGGCGUCUCACCAGAGGAAGAGAAAAACAGUGAGACUCCCAGAGAUGCCCUGGACGAUUUGUUUCCCAAUGAUGAUGAUGACCAGGUCCCACACCGGCACAACAGCGCCGCUCUUGCUGCCGCUCAGCAGGGUGGCUAUGAGAUCCCAGCCCGCCUCAGGACCCUCCAUAACCUGGUGAUUCAGUACGCCGCUCAGGGCCGCUACGAAGUGGCUGUGCCUCUUUGCAAACAGGCUCUGGAGGACCUGGAGAAAACCUCUGGACACGACCACCCCGAUGUAGCCACCAUGCUCAACAUCCUGGCUCUGGUCUACAGGGACCAGAAUAAAUACAAGGAAGCUGCUCAUCUCCUUAAUGAUGCCCUGUCAAUCAGAGAAAAGACCCUGGGCAAUGACCACCCUGCUGUGGCGGCCACCCUCAAUAACCUGGCGGUCCUGUACGGAAAGAGAGGAAAAUACAAAGAAGCAGAACCACUGUGCAAGAGAGCCUUGGAGAUCAGAGAGAAGGUGUUGGGGCGGGAUCACCCAGACGUGGCCAAGCAACUGAAUAAUCUGGCUCUGCUCUGUCAGAAUCAGGGGAAGUACGAGGAGGUGGAGUAUUAUUACUGCAGGGCUCUGGAUAUCUAUGAGAAAAAACUGGGACCCGAUGAUCCAAAUGUUGCCAAGACCAAAAACAACCUGGCUUCAUGUUAUCUGAAACAGGGCAAGUACAAGGAAGCUGAGAUCCUCUACAAAGAGAUCCUGACGCGCGCUCACGAGAAAGAGUUCGGAUCUGUAGAUGCUGAAAAUAAACCCAUCUGGAUGCAUGCUGAGGAAAGACAAGAGAGCAAAGGGAAGUUGGCAGAUGGGAAUCAUUACGGGGAAUACGGCGGCUGGUACAAAGCCUGCAAGGUGAACAGCUCCACGAUAAACACCACGCUGAGGAACCUGAGCAGCGCUUUGCACCACCAGGGGAAAAUAGAGGCAGCUGAGACCCUGGAGGAGUGUGCCAUGAGGUCCCGCAGACAGGGAGCGGCAGUGGAUCCUCAGAGAGAUGGAGAGAGGCGGAGGAGCACUGCGUCCAUCUCCAGCGUGAAGUAUGACUGCGGCAGCGACGGCGGGGAAGAAGGAAGUGUGGAGUGGAAUGGGGACGGGUCUCUCAGGAGAAGCGGCUCUUUCGGGAAGCUCAGGGAAGUCCUGCGCAGAAGCAGCGAGAUGCUGGUGAAGAAAAUCCAAGGAACCAUGCCACCAGAACCUCGCAACACAAACAUGAAGAGAGCCGCGUCCCUCGGGUAUCUGAACAAUAACGGAGAUGAGGACGACUCUUUUCAGGGUUCGGGAGCAGCGAGGACGUUGAGAAACAGCAGGCCUCUGAGUUCAAGCACAGUGGAGCUGUACAAAAGCACAGACCAAUGAAAACACACACACUUGUGGGCUUCAGGUCUCGUGCGUUUAAUCUUUCGAGUUUACAUGUAUAAAUCACGCAUGUUUGGUUUUCUUCAAGGAAUAGUUCAUCCACUUUCAUUUUUAUGCGGACCACCAAAAACUAAUUUAACUAACAGCUCUUUUUCCGCGUGAAUGGUAAAUAAGCGAAUGCCGUCAAACUCCAAAAACAACAAAAAGCUCCAUGAAAUGAACUUACUUGUGCACUACAUUCUUCCUAAGUGAGACUGCACGGACCAAAAUAUGUUUCCGCCAAGGGAUUAAAAAAUACAAAGGGUACUUGCAACUGUUUUCCUGCAAAUCUCAGCUUACAUUUCACAAUUCUGGGAACACCCAUAGCAGAAAAAAACACUCUGAACUGCAAGAUGUAAAUGUGCAGCUUAUGCAACUUUUUUCUCACGAAUUUUAGAUUAUAUCUCAUAAUUAUGAGAAAACAGAAUUGCAAGAUGUAAAUUCAGAAUUGUGAGAAAAUGUCAGAAUUGCAGAAUAAAACGUCGCAAUUAAUCUUUGUGGAAAAACUGCUGUUCUGAAUUAUUCAGAAGUCCAAGAAAAAAGUCAAAAAUUCAAAAUUUCCCAUGGCGAGAAAAAAUAAACAUUUAAGAUUUUAA